Strongylocentrotus purpuratus (purple sea urchin) is the source of this 2020-nucleotide messenger RNA. It is a transcript of the gene spg21, whose product is annotated as maspardin. The coding region runs from base 241 to 1200 and encodes 319 amino acids. Lineage: Eukaryota; Metazoa; Echinodermata; Echinoidea; Camarodonta; Strongylocentrotidae. The record is from RefSeq and is a predicted model, not a curated record. The transcript is spliced from 9 exons.
CAUCAAUUUUGCAAUAACACUGACUCAGUUAGAGUGGAGAGAAGAGAUUUUUUUCUUCAUAUUGUACAUGUACGUAUAUGUAGGUAGAACCUUCAAAAGAACGACAUGAUAUCGCAAUCAAAUAUGAGCUGGAACAACACCAUUCUUAACUGAAGUCGAUGGGAUUCAUAGAAAAGAAUUUCAAGAACUGUCAAAGCUGAAAAGUGGCCUCUCUUUUGGUUCUGUAUAAACAAGCUCAAGAUGCCGUCUGUUAUUUCUCAGUCACCAGAGUAUCUGAGCUUCAGAAGUUCAGUUCCUCAGAAAAGGGUGGUGGUAGACGAUGAUGCAAAUAAGUACUGGACGAUGUAUGAUGCAGGUCCAAGGAAUGUCAGAUGCCCAUUGAUCUGUCUCCCUCCUGUCAGCGGCACAGCUGAUGUGUACUUUAGACAGAUCCUUGGCCUUACAGCCAAAGGCUACAGGGUUAUUGGGUUGGAAUUUCCUGUACAUUGGACAGUUCAAGAAUUUUGUGAAAGCUUUAGGAAGUUGUUGGAUCACAUGCAUUUAGACAAGGUUCACGUUUUUGGUUCUUCACUGGGCGGAUACCUGUGCCAGAAGUUUGCCGAGUAUACAUUCCGUAGUCCGAGAGUAGCCUCACUCAUUCUGUGCAACACCUUCACGGACACAGAGAUAUUCCAGCAAGGCAUGGCUGCAUCAUCGUUCUGGAUGAUUCCUGGCUUUCUGCUCAAGAGGAUGGUCCUGUCUAGCUUCAACAAGUCCCUCAUGGAGCCCCAGAUAGCAGACUCGAUAGACUUCAUGGUGGAAAAGCUGGAUAGCUUGAAGCAGCAGGAGCUGGCUAGUCGGCUCACCCUCAACUGCCUCAGUUCCUACGUCGAACCUCAGAAACUCAGAGAUGUCGAUGUCACCAUCAUAGAUGUGUAUGAUGAAUGUGCCUUAUCACAAGAAGUGCGAGAUGACAUGUACAAGUGCUAUCCAGAAGGACGCAGGGCCCACAUGAAGAAUGGAGGGAAUUUCCCUUACCUGUGCGCCAGUGAUGAAGUCAAUCUGCAUCUUGAGAUUCAUUUGAGGAGGUUUCUUGAUGGCCGUUACAGUGCCAGAGAUCAUGCCAUUAAGGAUCCCAAACCUGAGCUAGCCACGGAAGCUGCGUCCACAUCUCAGAACGGCACAGGGACGAGCGAAGAAGCAGAAGCCUCGGAAAUGUGAAUGUGAACAAGCCUUUUCAGGAGACUGAAUGCACGCUUUUUCGAACAUCUUUUAUAGAAUGCGUCCAUACAAUCUUUACAUCCUCAUUUAAGCAAGGAAAUGAGCAGCAGUCUCAGAGAUGUAAACAUGCCUUCAUAGGAGAAUGAAAGUCAUAAAUAGCAAUUUGAUGAUUUUUUAAGCACUUACAGGUGCGUCUAUACAAAAAUUAUUUCCUGAUACAAGCAAAGAUUGAUGCAGAAGGCCAAGAAACAAAAACGUGCCUUUCAGUGAGACUGAAUUCCUGUGCAAUUCAAUGCUAUUCACCCAGGAAAUCAAAGUCUUGUAUGAACUCACCUUGCAGUCAUCAACAUGCCAUUUAUACAGGUGAACCAAUCUACCAGCAUCUGUGACAAGAAACUCAAGGUGAAGUCCACAUGAAAUGAGAGUUGAUACCCAAUCGAAAAGAAUAAACUGUUAUUGCCAUAUCCAUGUUACACGUUCGUAUCUUUACAAAUAAAUCCCCUUUUUUUCUAUGUGUAUAUUGUUGUGUCACAUGAAGAUAGUUUAUGACAGUCCUACAUCCAGCUCUGACAAUUUAGUUCUUAUGGUGUCGCAUGGUGUAUAUGUUGGCAAGAAGAAAGAUCCACGUAUUAUAUUUGGGUGUACAUGUUUAUUUGUGUAUACAGGAAUACCUCUCUUUAGGUAUUGGAGAAUAACGUUACAUCUCAAACUGACGAUUGGAAACAAUUUCACUGCUACAGAAGAGAAUUAGAAGGAAAUUGCCAAAUAGAUUUGUUUGUGGCUUUAUAUAUCCUGUCAUGAUUAUGAAAUAAGUUCAAGA